This is a messenger RNA of Trichoderma atroviride IMI 206040, 3310 nucleotides long. The record is from RefSeq and is a predicted model, not a curated record. Lineage: Eukaryota; Fungi; Ascomycota; Sordariomycetes; Hypocreales; Hypocreaceae.
AUGAGUGAGGACGAAAAGCAGCAUUAUCCACAGCUGUCAGAGGAGAGGCUGUCAGAUCUUCGAGAAUCAUCUGUCCGAUGCAGGGAACUUCUCCAUCAGUUAUCUAUCCACGAUGGCGCCAGGGUCAGAGAGCAAAUGGCGAGCUUCAACAUCUGGGCUGCGAAUAUGGGUGUUUUCCGUCAAGGCCGGCAGUCCAUCGCCUCUCGUCUAAGUAGCGCACCAGAAAUCAGCAAAUUGAUUCAACAACUUCUCGAGACGCUCAAGCGCGACGUCGAAAAGGAGCUCUCCCGAAAGGAGUGCGAAGAAGAAAGCUCAUCUGAUAGCCAGUCCAAUGACUCGUCUGAUCGGUCUUCCAUUUCCUCUUAUAGGCCAAUCAAGCCACCUGAGCCAUCUGAGCCAUCGGAAGAUGACGAUGCAGCACCCCCGUCACAUUCGCGCACCUGGACGUCCAUCGAAAAUACCAUCACCAGCCUUCGUCAACUCGCAAUAACUGUUCAGCGAGCGGGGAACCAGCAUCGUCAAGAGCGCACUGAAAGGUUCAAGACUAAUAACGCAGAACUGUAUCAGUUGUUUGAGAGAUGCGCGAGACAAAAGGUUGAACAUCUCUUUCCCAACGCGAGCAUAAUUUUGCAAGAACGUAUGGCUCGGUCAGUUGCAACUCGCCGAAUCCGAUUCUUGUACCUCAAUCGGCAUCAGAAAAAGAUUUCCACGUUGGGGAAAACAGCACCAGUGCUGCAACGAGAGCCAGAGCCGAUAGAAGCGGAUCCCGCCCAAGCAGCGUCUCCCGCUGGGUAUCAAGAAACAAGGGAUAUUGCUUCCCCUUCUCUUAGAACAAGGACGGGCAUCAAUCCAAGUAUUAUAUUGUCAAACACCAUAGCUACUAAGCUCGACAUAAAAAACCUUCAUCCGGCGCAGAACAAGCGAGCAGAGUCUGUUACAUCCGUGGUGAUCCCUACAGGCACAUUCCCUUCAAUACCGAAAAUGGAUUCUACGGGCACUUCAUUUACUUGUCCAUUCUGUUUUCUCAUCUGCCCAGCAGAAGAAGCCAAAGGAAAGAAGCAGUGGUGCAACGAUGUUGCCGAAUCACUUCGCCCUACAAUCGUGAAGCACAGCAAGCUUCACGAUCAACCAGCUCUGCAGGAUUGUCCAUUCUGUGGCGGAUUCCCAGAGGAGCUUGAGGAGAAGUACACAGAUCGGGACUGCAGAGAGGCACGCAAAGCUCUAGAGAAGCACGUCGAACAGCAUUUCAUCACUGUGGCCCUCAUUCUGGUUCCAAUAGAAAUGGAGCAUCAACCGGAUGACGAAAACGAUGACGACAAUUCGGAAGCCCAGAGAGACAACCGCAGCGAACUUGACCUCGAUGGAAUAGGUGUUAUACCCGAAGAUAAAUGCUCUGAUGAUGCCUGCGACUGCAAAGAUGAUGCAAAAGACUCUUCCUUGGACAAUUCUGCCUUUGAAGAUGAUCCAUCUCACAGUGAUGAUGUGGAUAUUCAAGACGAAUGGAAAUUCUGGUCAGACCGCAAAGCGUACCAGCACCUUGCUGAUGACAUAAAGCUCAGGGAGUACUUUAAAAUUGAGACGGUCCAGGAUGCCAUGGAAGAGAUCCCUGCUGUCAACCUCCAAGAUGGCAAUGGCGUGUCCCCGUUUCUUGCUGCGAGCGCCAACGGUCAUCUAAGCGUUAUGAGGCAACUGAUUGAGAAUGGUGCCGACAUUCACCAGUUAGACGAGGAUGGUAACGAUGCACUUUUCAAAGCAACCUCCAAUGGACACAUCGGGGCGGUCGAGUUUCUCAUCGAAAAAGGCGCUCACCGCCAGUUAUCAAGCUAUCUCUCAACUUCCACAACUCCGCCAAUCUUGGCCGCGUUGAAGAACGGCUCUUUUGACCUGGCUCGACUACUCCUCGAGCAGGAAGAAGAUCUCAAUGUCAAGAUUGGAAGCAAAAAACAGACAAUUCUGCAUGUAGCGAUUUCCGAAGGGCAAACCGAUAUUGCGAAGCUGCUCAUCGAUCGUGUGGACCUUGCGCUGCAAGAUGCAGACAGACAAACGCCUCUCUUUGUAGCCUGUUCAUAUGGACGUACUGAGAUUGCAGAGCUCCUCAUCCAGCACAAGGUCAACUUAAUGACACCCGAUAAGAAGAGGAGAACACCCCUGCAUGCUGCGUGUGCCAACUGUCACUUGGAAGUGGCCAGACUACUAGUUGACAACGGUGCCGAUGCCAUGAAUGUUGAUGCAAAGGGAACAACAGCACUUUCCGUGGCUGCCUUGGCAGGAGCGCUUGAAAUCGUUCAAAUGUUUCUUGAACAGGGAGCAGCUGCCAAUGCGGACCAUCACGCCGCUCUACUUGGAGCAUCCGCAGGGGGCCAUGUUGGCAUAGUCGAGCUGUUGAUCAAGUGGCGUGACGGUGAGGGCAUCACGGAGCCGGAUUCCAAGAAUUUGGCGCUUAUGCAUGCUUCUAGCAAUGGCCACGCCGGCGUUGUAUCGCUGCUGCUGGAGAACGGCGCAAAGCUUGACAGUCCCGACCCGUUUGGUGGAACGCCUCUUUACGAAGCGUGCCGCAAUGGCCAUCUAGAGGUGGCCAGGUUACUGAUCGAGAAAGGCGCCGACAUCAAUGCGACGGCUACGCAGAGACGACAAACGCCACUCAUGGCAACAUGCCAGACUGGCCACAUGUAUGUCGAUCUGGCAGCUCUGCUGCUAGAUAAGGGUGCCGAUAUCAACGCCCUGAACAUUGAUGAGAUGAAUGCGGCGUUUCUGGCAGCCGAAAAUGGCCAGCUAGAGGUGCUCCGGCUGCUCCUCUCACGGGGCGUCGACAUCUUCCACAGGACCGUGAAGGGCUUGCUGCCUAUUCAUGUGGCUUCCCAGCGCGGCCAUUCCAAAACUGUUGACCUUUUGAUUGAGAAUGGCUCCGAUGCCUCGGUAGCCAAAGAGGAUGGCAACACCCCGCUCAUACUGGCAACCGUCUAUCACAAUACCAAUGUGGUCAUAGUUCUCCUCAAGCGUGGAGCGUAUAUUGAUGCCAAAAAUGUUCAUGGCCAGACAUCGCUUUUGAUAGCGAGCCGUGAAGGUGAUGCCAAGAUAGCUAAGCUGCUGGUUGAUAGCCGCGCCAAUGUAUCCAGCGCGGAUCAUGAGGGACGGACACCAUUAUUUCACGCUUCUAGCAACGGGCAUCUUGAGAUUGUCAAACUACUCCUGGACAGUGGAGCGGAUAUGACGCCCAACAAUGAGGGACAAACGCCUUAUGAUGUGGCAUCCACCCAUGGCCACGUCGAGAUUCUUGAACUCUUGGGUAAACCGGGGAGCUGAUGUAACC